AUGGAUCACAACACCAAGCCCGAGGGAAAGCUGCCACGAGCCGAGAAGCAGACUGCCACCAGCACGACUCUGAAGUCAAGGAUUCCGAUCCGCCAGAAUACCACUCAUAGCCGACCUCGAUAUUGUCCCGUACGAAAGCGCAACACUCGCCGGUGGGGCAUCGCAACGCUUUCGGAAAAGGACAUGAAGCUACUGUCCACCACUCCAGCACGGCUCAGUCACGACCUUACCACCCUGGAAGCACUCGAAGGCCGGGCAAAUCCACGAUCUAGCUUGGAGUCAGCGUAUAGCAACAACUCGAGCGGCAGUAUUCCAAUCAUUCUUGACCUCCAUCACAUGCUCGAUACAGCAAUUCGUGAGACCACGUCAAAUGCUUCUGAGCUUCCCAAACGCCCGUCACGCAAACCUCGCAACACCAAGCUAAAUAGAAGAGCGGCGCUGAAGACCAUCGACGAGGAGGAAAGGGCGUCGACCCACAACCCACUUUCCAAAACCAUGGACAUGGCUCCCAUUCCCAAGCCCCUCCCAUCCCGCAAACGCACCACCCUCCUAACCCUCAAACAAAUGCUCACCACCCCUCCUACCUCUACCACUACCCCUCAAUCCUCCACCACUUCCCCCUCCCACCUCCUCCUCUCCGGCACCCUAGACCCCGACCUCACAACCCUGCACACCUCGAUCCUCACUUCCGCUCGUUUGGCAAACCUUUCGGCCCAAGUCGCACGCAAGCAUAUGUUGAAAGCGGAGAAAGCUGUGGGGAAAGUCGAUAUUGAGAAGGGGUUCUUUAGUGUUGUGAAUUUGAGGACGGAGUGGAGUUUGGUGGAAGAGGGGAGGGUGAGGGGGGAGUUGGGGAGGGUGGUGGGGGAGUUGGAGAGGGAGAGGCAAGAGAGGGGGAGGGGGGCGAGGGUUUAA
This is a messenger RNA of Pseudocercospora fijiensis CIRAD86, 912 nucleotides long. RefSeq lists its product as uncharacterized. The transcript has a single exon. NCBI's taxonomy places the organism in Eukaryota, Fungi, Ascomycota, Dothideomycetes, Mycosphaerellales, Mycosphaerellaceae. Bases 1 to 912 code for a protein of 303 amino acids. The record is from RefSeq and is a predicted model, not a curated record.